AGAAAAAUACGUACCUGUCCAAGGAAGCCAAAAUGUAUUUUAAUGGCAAUGAAAAGGGGAUCCACAACAACGGUCUCAUCUACACCAGCGUGGAAAAGAUAAACAUAGCAGAUUUGAGAAAAGCUACUACGGAAAAUGGACGGCAAAUAGAUUAUCUGCAUUUUUUAAGCAAACAAAAAAGACUUAAUAAGUUGGAGAGGCUGCUAAGCAGUCACGUUGUAAACACCCAAGUAGUAGUGACAAAUUUUGCAGAUGAUGUGGAUGAAGUUAUAAACUGUGAGUACAUGCACCAAAGUGUGUGGAGAAAUAAAAUGUGUUUCUUUUUAAAAAAUGUUUUUUUAUCGAGUUUUUUUUCAAGUGAGUAUGCGAAUGAUAUUGUUAGGGAGCACCAACCAAGAGUCAUCUCCCUUAACUGCAAGUAUGACAACAAAAUAUACAUGAGUGACAACUGCGUCUACCUGUGCGUUAACGAUUUGACAAAGUUGAGGUUGACUUCGCAUAGGAAUGUGUACAGGGAUAGGUUCAAAGUGAGCAAUGUGGUACUGCUGGACAUCUGUAGCGGGGGAAAGGCACAACCAGGGGGGGGUAACAAUGGGGAAGCUGGCAACGACAAGGCAGAAAAUGGGAAGGCUCCUAACAGGGAUGCGACGAAUGGCCCUUUUCCUGGAGGUGAAGCUCUUAGUGGAAACCCCAAAUUGAGAGAAAAAUAUCGGCAGUUUUUUACAGACAUGUACACAUACCCAGUGGACCUGAUCGGGUUAUACAACCAUGGAACGGACCACCAAAAAUUUAGUGAAAAAUUAAAAAAUAUAUUAACCCUUAACGGAUCGAAGGAUGCCGAAGUUUAUGCAGUCCCCAUUAAAUGGCAUGAAUGCUUUUACGAUGCGAGUGGGACGAAGGCAGCUUCGAAAAUAGCAAAGGGGGAUGGUGCACGUUCCAAUCAAUGGAUCUCUGUUGACCAGCACUAUAACGUCCGCAACAACGAAAUGGACAAUUUAUCGCAUGCGUUUAAUAUGAACAGCGUAGCAGAUAUUUACAGCAGCAUUUUUUCUAACUCGUCUGUAAAUGAGAAGGGGGAACAAGUGAACAGUUUGGUUAAUAUGUACAACAUGUACAGUGGGGGGGACGGUGGUCUCGACGUGGUGGUGAGUCCCAACCGUGUGACACACAGUGAGUGUCAACACAAUGAGUGUCUAUACAAUGUGUGUCGACAGAACGGGGGGGGACCCCCCGUAGGAAUGACAAACCAAUUCAAUUACUUGGAUAUACAGACGAGAGAGAAGAUCCGGGAGGUGCACCCCGUCUAUGAACUGGAUGCAGGCUACAUAGAAAGGGAGUUCCUUUCCGGCUCCACUCGGGAUGGGAAAGUCACACUCGAAGGGAACAAUAGGCACGGCGCACAGCAGAAUGACGCACAGCAGAAUGGCUCACAGCAGAAUGACGCACAGCAGAAUGACGCACAGCAGAAGGACGCUCACCAUGGUGUGCCCCGCAACCCUAACGACGUGGUGGACCUGCACGACCUGCUAGCGAGAAGUAAAGCCAGCAAAAAGAAAAAAACAUACUCCCUUCAUGAUAAAACAUUUUACAUUAACUACGACUCGGGGAGCAGCAGCGAUGUGAGUUUAUCAGAUAUGCUCGUCAAAAACUGCGGGGCAGCCAAUGGUGUAGCGCCAAAAGGGCAGACGGGUGGAAGCACAUUAAACAGCUCUACAGAUGGAAGGAUAUUCAAAAAUUACUUAAAGAGGGAUCACCUCAAGGAGGAGAAAUUUGCGAACAGCGGAGAGGACACCCUGGAGGGGGAUACAGAAAGUUGCAUCCAAAGUGAAAUCGAAAAGAAGAAAAAAAAAACGCUUAGUGAGAAGCGGCGCAUGGAAAUGAACUCCGGAAAAAAUGACCACGCCUCUGUAGUAGAAGAGGCGAAACUGCGAAAGAUCGACAAAGUGCUGGAUUUUUUAAAAAACCAUAGGAACCUCUAUUAUAGGGUUAACGAGAGGGUACUACAAAGGGAACGUCUGUACAACUUCAUGAGCUGCGUUUCGGAGGAGGACGCAACAAGGGGGAUUGCAAACGGGAUUGCAAGCGGGAUUGCGAACGGGAUUGCAAGCGGGAUUGCAAGCGGAUUUUCAAACCGAAUUGGAGGGGGGGCCCCAAGUGGGAACACCCACGAAGGUGCCUCCCAUACAAAGAGCAGACAGGACGAAAUUGCAAACUACCUAGUGGAGUACAUAGGGAGAAUCCUCCUGGAUGUAAAAAUAAAUCACGAAAAAAACGCACAUAUGCUUAUUAAAAAGGAAAAAAAUUUUCACCAAGUACAAAAAAUAAUUCUUAGCAAUGGCAUCAUUAGCAGUUGCUGCAUUCGUGAUACAUGUAACUUCCUGAUUGGCCAAUUGGUUAACAGGAAAGCGAGAGAGAGACGCAAGCUGUGCUACGUUGUGUCCUUUUGGGGAGAGUACUGCAGCUUUAUCCAUUUUGAUAAACCCUCGCAGGAGAUGUGCAGCCAAACAUGCAUUCACCUUUUUUUUUUCUGUUCCCCGGAGACGAUAUACGUAACCAUGUUGAAUACCCAAGACCGGGUGUUCU
Messenger RNA from Plasmodium cynomolgi strain B, 2583 nucleotides. RefSeq lists its product as hypothetical. NCBI's taxonomy places the organism in Eukaryota, Apicomplexa, Aconoidasida, Haemosporida, Plasmodiidae. The transcript has a single exon. The record is from RefSeq and is a predicted model, not a curated record. The annotation marks the transcript as partial.